AUGGAGUCGUUGAAAAAAGACGACGUUAAAGGGCGAGCUACGGCGACCAAGGGACGAGAUGCCGGAGGAGAGGGCGGCGAAGUCGCAAUUAGCUUUAUUAGGGACGAGAUCGAGGAGACAGGACACGACGAGGAAACCCUGAAUUGCACAAAAUUCAUUUUAUUAACAUUGGUAAUUAAAUAUAUCGAUUAUGAUGAUUGCCAUGGUGUUUAUAACUGUGAUGAUGAUUAUGAUGCUUUGUAUGAUGAUUAUGAUGAUUAUGAUGUUUGGUGCGAGGACUAUGAUGAUUAUGAUGAUGAGUAUGAUGUUUGGUAUGAUGAUUAUGAUGAUGAUUAUGGUGUUUGGUAUGUUGAUUAUGAUAAUUAUGAUGAUUGUGUUGAUUAUGAUAAUGAUUAUGAUGGUUAUGACAAUGAUUAUGAUGAUUAUGAUAAUUAUGAUGUUUGGUAUGAUGACUAUGAUGAUUAUGAUCACGAGUAUGAUGUUUGGUAUGAUGAUUAUGAUGAUGAUUAUGGUGAUAAUGCUUAUGAUGUUUGGCAAGAUGAUUAUGAUAAUGAUUAUGAUGUUUGGUAUGGUGAUUAUGAUAAUGCUUAUGAUGUUUGGACGAUUAUAAUAAUGAUUACAAUGGUUAUGAUGAUUGGUAUUAUGAAUAUGAUUAUGUUUCUUUAUGAUGACUAUCAUAAUUGUGAUGAUGAUUGA
Molecule: messenger RNA, 696 nt
Organism: Megachile rotundata (alfalfa leafcutting bee)
Lineage: Eukaryota; Metazoa; Arthropoda; Insecta; Hymenoptera; Megachilidae
Product: MATH and LRR domain-containing protein PFE0570w-like
Source: RefSeq, a predicted model, not a curated record